AUGCUCGACAGCCAAGCGAAGAAUCGAACAAUCGAGCAAGAGACUAAUGUAAGUUUAAAUGUACAGACUCCGCUCGAAGACCAGCCCCUCCUAAUCGAGAAUGAGCACGACAAGAACAAUCAGACCAAGCUUACGGAGCCCAAAAUGACGGCGACACCCGCCCCUCCACCCACUAAAGCCUUGUUUCUCGAUGGAUUACGUGGGCUUGCCGCUUUGCUAGUUGUUGCACAGCACUCGCACGAGUAUAUACAGGGUAUAAAUAUUGGUGCUACUGCGGUGGACACCUUUUUUGUGUUGUCAUCGUUCCUCCUCACGUGGCUUUUCAUAAACAAAAGCGUGCGUUUACUUAAUGAAGGAGCGGGAUUGCUGAAAUGGGGGUAUAUGCUAAUCGACUACUUUUCUAAGCGCUUCUUCCGUGUGUAUCCACUAUUUGCUUUUACGUGCAUUACAUUGUGGUUUAUGGACGAUGGAAAUCGUACACACUACUUUCUUAAGAAAAGUGAUAAGACAUUUGACUUGUUCAAGACACUCACUUUCGAUUUUGAACAUCGGUAUUUUGUCUUUUGGACGCUACCCCUUGAAAUCUCCUACUACUUUAUAAUCCCGGUGUUUGUUCUUGGCACACUUAUGUUGCACAAGUAUUGGUGGCUACCAUUUCUACCUGCAUAUUAUUGGGUCAUCACUCAGGGCUGGAGCGAGUAUCGUACAAGUCACUCGAAGCUCCUUCCACAUAUUCCAACAUUUCUUGCUGGAUCAAUGGCUGCAACGAUUUACGUCAAGCUCAACAUGUGGAUAAUAGCUAGUGGAUUUGAGUUUCGAUUUUAUCACAAGGUUUUGCUUCGAUUGAUCAAUUAUACGGCAUUUGCUGUAUUUUUAAGUGUAGCAUUCCAUGGUCUCUUCUUCGUCUGGGUCCAUGAAAAUGUUGCACCACAGACGCCUGGUUUUCAUUUUGUGAGCGUGCUUUUAACAAUUAUAAUCGUUUGUGAAAUGUUACUACCAUCGCCGCUUUCGUCGAUUCUCGAAUGGAGUUUUCUACGCUAUUGGGGAAAAAUUAGCUUUUCUGUUUACUUGCUGCACGGUUUCGUUGUGUACAAUAAAACUUUGAGUCAUCAAGGCGACUACUAUUGUCGUCUUUUCUCGCGCUUUGGAGUGCUUGGAUUGCUCGCAACGGUGACGUAUUAUUUAGUCGAAUACCCGUCGCAAAAAUUUGCUCAGCGUAUUACGAAAAUUUUAAAUGAACAGGAAGCAAAGGGAUCGAGAAGCAUGAACGAUAUUUGGAGUGGAUGGUCAAAACAGAUUUCAAUCUCGCUUCGAAACGAUCUCAAUUGCAAGGAGACUCCACCGGUGUGA
Molecule: messenger RNA, 1350 nt
Organism: Plasmopara halstedii
Lineage: Eukaryota; Oomycota; Peronosporomycetes; Peronosporales; Peronosporaceae
Product: acyltransferase family
Exons: 1
Coding region: 1-1350 (449 amino acids)
Biological process (GO): polysaccharide biosynthetic process
Cellular component (GO): membrane
Molecular function (GO): acyltransferase activity, transferring groups other than amino-acyl groups
Source: RefSeq, a predicted model, not a curated record